Messenger RNA from Dendrobium catenatum, 857 nucleotides. RefSeq lists its product as uncharacterized. The coding region runs from base 191 to 679 and encodes 162 amino acids. The record is from RefSeq and is a predicted model, not a curated record. The transcript has a single exon. Lineage: Eukaryota; Viridiplantae; Streptophyta; Magnoliopsida; Asparagales; Orchidaceae.
CCCAAUUCCAUCAAACCACGUAGAGCUCUCCUCUCUUCCAUUUUCUUCAAUCUAAACCAAGCCAAAAAUCUCUCCCGCUUCAUCCGGCAUCAGAUAAGAUACACCCAACCACCAUGAAAGCGAUGUCUUUUAAGAACUCGUCCAUCAUAAAGGCUUGCAAUCUUCACCCUUUCUUCCAGCAAAAAAAUCCAUGGAAGAAUUCAGCUUUCCUGCCAUACCAGCAGAGCAAGACAAACUCUCCAAUCUCCCUUCCCUUCCCUUCCCCUUCACUCCUGUUUGCUUCCUUCCAUCUCCUUCCAAUCAGAAAUCCGAAGUCCUCCGAAACUACCAGCGAAGCAGAAGCUUCUCAUGCCUGGAAGAUCUGAAGCUCAGAGAUGAGAUAAGCUCUUCAGAAAUCAACGAUGAGGAGAAGAUGGAUAUGCUGUGGGAAGACUUCAAUGAGGAACUCAGCCAAUUUUCCAGUGAGGGGAAAGCUGGAGGGAAUAAUGGCUUGGAUUUCUCCAAAGCCUCAGAUAAAUUGGAUGGGAAGAAGCGAAAUGGUUCAAGAGAGCUCUUUCGUGUGAAAGCUGUUCAUCAUCGAAGACCUGGACUGGUGAUGAUACUGAAGGUAUUUAAGAAGCUUCUCUUCAUUCAGAAGAACAGAAAGAAGAGAACAUCAUCAUCCAUUUAUCAUAUGUAAUUAGGCCCAUAGAUUAUUUCAAACUGAUCUGUAAAUUGAUUUGAUGGUAAAAGAUCAAAUCUUUAAGUUCUUUUGCCAAACAGAAUAAAAGAAGAUUGAAGUUUGUUUUCUGCAUUUUUUCAAUCAUUUUGCUUUUGUGUAGCUAUUAAUAAAGUAAAAGUAAAAUAUUUUGUGUCAA